This is a messenger RNA of Dendronephthya gigantea, 1197 nucleotides long. Its product is annotated as zinc finger MYM-type protein 5-like. The coding region runs from base 1 to 1197 and encodes 398 amino acids. The transcript has a single exon. The record is from RefSeq and is a predicted model, not a curated record. Lineage: Eukaryota; Metazoa; Cnidaria; Anthozoa; Malacalcyonacea; Nephtheidae.
AUGAGCUCUACUGGUGGGGGUGGCGACUGCAACCGCGACAAAAAUUGCAAAUAUGCAUCCAAAGCAGCAAAACGAAAGGCAAAGGAUGAACGAAUUGCAUGGGAAAGAAAAGUACUUAGCAAAGUGCCAAAAAUAUCAGAGCUGUUUUCUCCCACUACCAAUAGCACCGGUGGCAAUGCACCUUAUAGCAGCGUAGACGCCCACUUGGAUGCUCUGCAAUAUGACGAAAGUGCUUCUUGUGAGCCGACCACUAAUCCUGAAGCAAUAGCAGAUGCAGUUGAGAAACCCGUCAAGCCAGCAAAAUCGUUGGCAUCUGGUGAUCCGUCCAGUUCCACUGAUAGCACUGAUGGAUAUUCUUGUGAUUUGGGAAUGUGGCCCGCAGAUAUUUCAGACAGCAUGAGAGAGCAUUGGGCAGUAAAAGGGAGUGACCAAUGCAAAAAUUCCGACGCAAAUUUCAGCGCAACGUCAACCAGAUUUGAGGGACAUGUUUACAAUCGACGGUGUCAAAAAAGCUUGUUCACAUACACACAUGAGCUUACAGAUCAGCAACAUCCUCAAAACUGGCUCUGCUACUCACGAUCUAAACACACUGUUUUCUGUUUUGCCUGUAAACUGAUGACUGACAGUAUCGUUUUUGGAAAACAAGGAUACAAUGACUGGAAACGCGCAUCCCAAUCAAUUCCACGACAUGAGAAAAGUUCAGCACACCUUAAUGCUGUUAUUCAACUACUCCAACGCAGCGACGCUGGCUGUCGUGUUGAUUCGAAUCUGGUCAGGCAGGCCAGUGAAGAGCGCAAUUAUUGGCGGGCAGUACUCGAGCGGGUAACAGAAACUAUCCGUCACCUUUCCGAGCGAAGUUUACCAUUUCGUGGCUCUGAUGAAAUCGUUGGAUCGCCAAAAAACGGUAACUACUUAGGAACAUUAGAACUUAUAUCCCUGUUCGAUCCAUUUCUAGCGCAGCACAUCAACCGUAACGCAAACAAGGGGAAGGGUCACACAUCCUAUCUGUCAAAGACCAUUUGUGAGAAAUUCAUCCAUCUAAUACGCGAGCCUAUCUUUACAGAGGUUAAGGCUGCGAAGUAUUUCUCCGUCUCUGUAGACUCCACCCCUGAUAUUUCACACGUUGACCAACUGAAAUGCAUUCUUCGAUAUGUUUUACUCUCUGGUCCUGUGAAAAAGAUUUUUAACCUUCCUUGA